GUGGGAUGAGGGUGAAACUGCUAUUGCCGGCUACUCCUGUUUUCCCGCCCCAGCAUGCUGGUGCAUUUAUUUCGGGUCGGGAUUCGGGGUGGCCCAGUCCCAGGCAGGCCGCUACUGCCCCUCCGCUUCCAGACAUUCUCAGCUGUCAGUCUUCCCCAUCAGUAAACUCGUCUGGAUCUUCCAGAUCUCACCAUCCUCUCCUGGCUGGAUAACUUCUGCUUCCUACAACCAGUCCUGUCUGCCUCCAGACCACGCCCCUCUACUAUGAUCUUUUUUUUUUUGAGACAGAGUCUCACUCUGUUGCCGAGGCUAGAGUGCUGUAGCUCAGCUCACUGCAACCUUCACCUCCCAGGUUCAAGUGGUUCUCCUGCCUGAGUAGCUCAGACCACAGGCACACACCACCACACCCACCUAAUUUUUGUAUUUUUAGUAGAAACAGGGUUUCAAUAUGUUGGUCUCAAACUCCUGGCCUCAAAUGAUCCACCUACCUCAGCCUCCCAAAGUGUUGGGGUUACAGUAUGAGCCACUGCACUCUGCCAUGCUUUGAUCUUUAAAAUGCAAACCUGAUCUUGUCACACGUCAGCCUAAAAAUCACCAUGGUCCUUAUUGCUCUCUUAAGUCCAGGUGCUUGAUAAGAACUAGAAAACUGCCUCUCCCAGAGGUUGCAGCGGGCUGAGAUUGCACCGUUGCACUCCAGCCUGGGCAACAAGAGUGAAACUCCACUUAAAAAAAAAAAAAGAAAAGUAAACUGCCUCUCCCGCAAGUCUCAUGUCUCCUCUUUCUUCUUGUAGGCCAGGCUUCAGCCAUACAAUUCCUGAAACUUCUCUCCUAUCCUUUCUUACUGCAGACACCCACACUUGCUUUCCCUCAGCCUAGAGCUUUCCCAGUUUACACCCCACCCCCACCUGUGCCCAGCCUCCUCUUCCCCCCAGGCCUCACCUAGAAGGCCUUUCCUGAUUCCCUCUGAGGAGAAGGAGAGGAGCAGGGCUCCAUGCUGUCUUGUGCCUGUGAUUCCCAGUUAACUGUGAGUCUCCCACACUCAGGCAUGGCUGCUGUGAGGGGAGCGACUCUGGCUGUCAUGUUCAUCUCCAUCCUUUCCGUACCCCCGAACAGAGCACCUGCACACAGUAGUUCAGGAUGUCUAGAAUCGGUGGAGCUCGGUGGCUGAUGCCUGUAAUCCCAGCACUUUGGGAGGCCAAAGUGGGUGGAACGCCUGAGGUCAGGAGUUCGAGGCCAGCCUGGCCAACAUGGCGAAACUCCCAUCUCUACUAAAAAUAAAAAAAUUAGCCGGAUGUGGUGGCAGGCACCUGUAAUCCUAGCUACUCAGGAGGCUGAGGUAGGAGAUUCACUUGAACCUGGGAGGUUGCAGUGAGCCAAGAUAGUACCAUUGCACUCCAGCCUGGGGGACAACAGCGAGACUUGAUCACAAAAAAAAAAAAAAAAAAAGAAGAAGAGGAAGUGCUGCUUCCAGAGGGCUUGGCCAGAGCUCCGAGGGUGGACUAGUCAGUUGGAGGACAGAGCCUUGAGCCAUCCACGCCUCUUUCUCAUUACAGCUGGCCUUGGGUGCGGCACUGGUGAAUGUACAGAUCCCCCUGCUUUUGGGCCAGCUGGUAGAGAUCGUGGCCAAGUACACGAGGGACCACGUGGGGAGUUUCAUGACUGAGUCCCGGAAUCUCACCACCCACCUGCUUAUCCUCUAUGGUGUCCAGGGACUACUGACUUUCGGAUACCUGGUGCUGCUGUCCCACAUUGGCGAGCGCAUGGCGGUGGACAUGCGGAGGGCCCUCUUCAGCUCUCUGCUCCGACAAGACAUCGCCUUCUUUGAUGCCAAUAAGACAGGGCAGCUGGUGAGCCGCUUGACAACUGACGUGCAGGAGUUUAAGUCCUCCUUCAAGCUUGUCAUCUCCCAGGGGCUUCGAAGCUGCACCCAGGUGGCAGGCUGCCUGGUGUCCCUGUCCAUGCUGUCUCCACGCCUCACGCUGCUGCUGAUGGUGGCCACACCAGCCCUGAUGGGAGUGGGCAGCCUGAUGGGCUCAGGCCUCCGAAAACUGUCUCGCCAGUGUCAGGAGCAGGUUGCUAGGGCAAUGGGCGUAGCGGACGAGGCCCUGAGCAACGUUCGGACAGUGCGCGCCUUUGCCAUGGAGCCACGGGAAGAGGAGCGCUACGGGGCAGAACUGGAAGCAUGCCGCUCCCGGGCAGAGGAGCUGGGCCGGGGCAUCGCCUUGUUCCAAGGGCUUUCCAACAUCGCCUUCAACUGCAUGGUCUUGGGCACCCUGUUUAUUGGGGGCUCCCUUGUGGCCGGACAGCAGCUGACAGGGGGAGACCUCAUGUCCUUCCUGGUGGCCUCCCAGACAGUACAAAGGUCCAUGGCCAACCUCUCAAUCCUGUUUGGUCAGGUGGUCCGGGGGCUGAGUGCAGGCGCCCGGGUCUUUGAGUACAUGGCCCUGAGCCCCUGCAUCCCGCUGUCUGGGGGCCGCUGCAUCCCCAAACAGCACCUGCAUGGCACCGUCACAUUUCACAACGUCUGCUUCAGCUACCCCUGCCGCCCCGGCUUCCAGGUGCUGAAAGACUUCACCCUGACGCUGCCCCCUGGCAAGAUCGUGGCCCUUGUGGGCCAGUCUGGGGGAGGAAAGACAACCGUGGCUUCCCUGCUGGAGCGCUUCUAUGACCCCACGGCAGGCAGGGUGAUGCUGGAUGGGCAGGACCUGCGCACCCUUGACCCCUCCUGGCUCCGGGGCCAGGUCAUUGGCUUCAUCAGCCAGGAGCCGGUCCUGUUUGGGACAACCAUCAUGGAGAACAUCCGCUUUGGGAAGCCGGGAGCUUCCGAUGAAGAGGUGUACGCAGCUGCCCGGGAGGCCAAUGCCCACGAGUUCAUCACCAGCUUCCCUGAGGGCUACAACACGGUUGUCGGUGAGAGGGGCACUACCCUGUCUGGGGGCCAGAAGCAGCGCCUGGCCAUCGCCCGAGCCCUCAUCAAGCAGCCCACAGUGCUGAUACUGGACGAAGCCACCAGCGCGCUGGAUGCGGAGUCUGAGCGGGUUGUGCAGGAGGCCCUGGACCGGGCCAGUGCAGGCCGCACGGUGCUGGUCAUUGCUCACCGGCUCAGCACCGUCCGUGGGGCCCACUGCAUCGUCGUCAUGGCCGAUGGCUGCGUCUGGGAGGCUGGGACCCACGAAGAGCUCCUGAAGAAGGGCGGGCUGUACGCUGAGCUCAUCCGGAGGCAGGCCCUGGAUGCCCCGAAGACGGCGGCCCCACCAUCCAAGAAGCCAGAAGGCCCCGGAAGCUCCCAGUGCAAGUCCUGAGAAGAGCCCCCUGAGGUGUGGUCGCUGCCAAGCAUCAGUGCUAGGGCUGGAGCUCAGCCUGGGGGGAACGCACUGGGGACUGAGCCCCCAGGAGGGCCAGCAUGUGGAGAGUCGCCGUGGCUACUCCUUCUCACGAUAAAGCCGGGGCAGGCCCAACCCUCCCUUCCAUCCUAAGUCCUGCCGGCUGCCUCCCUCCCACUAGAGUCCACCAGAGUCACUGGGCUGCACAGGAGCAGAGGCAGAGUUCUGCAAGGUGCCUCCACUUUUCUCUCCCUUUGCCCAGCCCCCUCCAGACCUCUCAGAGAUGCUCUGCCCAGUCUCCCCAUCCCACCCAACAGCCUCAAGUUGGCCAGGCCUAUAGCGCCAGGGAGUUUUUAAAAAACAGGGUCUGACAUUGGCUGGGAACGCAAACCUAAGCUCUUCCCACACCCUUGCUAGGACCUCACUUCCCUAGACUGACUCCCUCACUGGACCCUGGGAGAAGGAGCCUAUCCCCUGGCUCACCCCAGAACCCACAGUCCCCAUCUUCCAAACAACCUCCCUCCCUUCUCCCUGAACGGGGAACAGUCCUGAUGUCUAGAUUUCACCUCCUCUUCCCACCGCUGAAGGACACAGGCCUAACAGGGCCCAACUCUUGGGUCAGGGUAGGAGGGAAGAAGCACCAGCCUGCCUGGCUGUCUUCCACUGGCCCUGCCCUGUGUGCCUGGAAUCUUUGACCCACUGAGAUGGUGGACCCGCCUCCUACACCAAGGACACCCAGCUCUGAAGGAGACAGGAGGAGCUGAUGCCCACCUGGCGCUCUCGGCUUCCUGCCCACAGUGCUGAGGAGUACAGAGCUCAAUGGAGCAGCUACUGCAGAAUCCAGUGUAGAAUCGGUCCAGGAGAGUACUGCUAUGGACAGGCCAGUCUCCACAGCAGGGUCUGGGAGGUGCCCCUUAAAAGGGGAAGGCAAACAGCCUGAGUGACGGGUGCCUGUGGCCCUGAGACUGGAUGAGGGCGAGGCUCCAGCUGGCUUCAGAGGGGUCUGGAAAGGCACACAAGUAGGGCCUUAGCUGAACUGGUGCCCCAGGACCUCAUGCCCCUGCCCUGUUGCAGAUGCACCAGCCCUCCCCACCUCCUCGCUGCCGUCACUUCCUGCUGGGAUCCUUCCCCCAUCCAGCCACAUCAAGGCUGUGAGACUAUAUGGAGCCCUGCUCCCCUGAGCAGGGGAAGAGGGGGUACCUGCCCUGUACCUUCACAGUCAGCCAGGCAUUCUGGAUUUAUCUGUGCAAAGAAGGGCUGUCAGUGCCCUCUUUCAGGGGUGGUGGCAGUUCGCUGAUGGAGCAGCCAGUGCUGGGGAGGCCAGCCUGGAAGAGAUAGCAAGUGGCUCAAGUUUGUGUGCAGGAGCCAGAGUGGGACCCACAGGCUCUUGUGGGGUAUGGUUUAGACCUAGAUGCUACUCUGGGGACAAGCCAUCCAAAAACCCCAGGCCCACAUCCACCCUGAUUUGAUAUCCUACUUCCUGACAGAUCAGAGGCUGGAGGCCCAGAAGCAGAGCCUGGGGCUGGCUCCCAGCUGCUUUGCUACUAAACCCCUCCCUAGGGCAGGCCACAGCAGCCCUCGGCUUCCUGGCGAGUCCAUGAGCCCUGCCCAGGGGCCCUGCUUGUUGGCCUGACCCCUCUCUCACCAGGCAGCCAGCCAGCCAAAGCGGCUCCUGCUUCACCCCCUCAGUCACCAGCCUCAGGCUGCCUAAGACGCCUCUGACACCAGAUUCUAAGGCUCUCCUUACAUCUGGGCAACUUCUCCAAAUGCAGCCCUCCACCAGCUAAAGGAGUGGUGGAACCCCACAGCUAGCAUGCCAUCUGCCUAACCUUGCUUCGGUCUUAGCUCCACAGUGCAGAGCGGGAGCCUAGCAGUGCUUGAUGGGGACGCCUGUUUUGAGAGUGUAUGUGGGAUAAUCUACAGUAAAAUACUUGCAAAGUG
Callithrix jacchus (white-tufted-ear marmoset) is the source of this 5264-nucleotide messenger RNA. The record is from RefSeq and is a predicted model, not a curated record. NCBI's taxonomy places the organism in Eukaryota, Metazoa, Chordata, Mammalia, Primates, Cebidae.